CCCUCCCGUCAUCUUUUUCCUUUCCUCUAUUCACAUCGUCCUGGUGGCAUCUCUUUCACUUUAGAUGUCCUGAAGCCCUCAUCUACUUCCCUCAUCCCAACACCAACCCUGGUACCUCCCUAAGAUCCGCCACUCAUCUGAGAAAUCUUGUCGACGCCCCAUCCACAAGCACACACGACCACGUCUGACCUUGCAUCGUAUGCCUAGCGUGCGCGAGGUUGUAGAGUAUGCAGUGUCUCCAGAGUCCAGCCCUCUGGUCAGGAGAGAGACGCCCAAACUAAACGGCUCAGCGUCUGCUUUCAUCGCCCUCAUUAUAGUGCUGAUACUGGUUAUCCUCAUCUGCUCGACCACCGCUCUCUACAUCCUUUGGGAAAACAGUACCAAGGCCGAUCGAGAGUACCGCGUCCGGCGAUACAAAGCGACGGGAUUGGAAGCUGCCUCGGAGGGCAAAUGGAUAGCUCGGCUAGGGAAAUUCUUCCACUUCCGUUCCGCGACGAAGGUCUCGUCUUCGCAACGUAACAGUAGCUCGAAGAAGCGUAGCAUCCGAGGGUGGGCCCAGUCCGUCGACAGGGCGUCGUCGCGCGAUAUCCUAGCGACGAUCGAGGAGCAACCGGAAUAUCAAAACUCUAAUGCCGACUCCAAGCAGAUGGUACAAACGACAACGACGACGCCCAGUACCCAGUCACCGGCUCUAUCUACGCUGUCGGUCAUGGAAGUGACCUCGCAACGACACAUACAGCCCCUCCCGCCGUCAAGAGGACGAACGUCGAGCUGGAUCUCGGACAAGUCCAUGACGGUCUCCUUCGUCAGCACCUUGCCCACACAUCCCGAAUCGAGUUCAGAGGAUGAGGUGGAGCCUCCAUCCAGUCCCAGGGCACAGCUGUCCAUGUCAAGUAUUCCAGAGCAUGUGACAUAUCAGCCAUCGGUGAAUAUGUCGUCGCCGUCACUGUCGAGGCCCUCGACGUUGAGGACGCUCUCCGCUGAUCAAAUCGAGCAAAUCUAUCCAAAUGGGCAGGGCCGCCCUUUCGCCACCCAGUCCGGCACGUCUAUUACACUACAAGGAGGCACCAAGUUUGUUGAAGAGGUUUAG
This is a messenger RNA of Coprinopsis cinerea okayama7#130, 1090 nucleotides long. RefSeq lists its product as hypothetical. The coding region runs from base 200 to 1090 and encodes 296 amino acids. Lineage: Eukaryota; Fungi; Basidiomycota; Agaricomycetes; Agaricales; Psathyrellaceae. The transcript has 2 exons. The record is from RefSeq and is a predicted model, not a curated record.